UCUCGAAGCAUCAAAAGUCUCUCUCUCUCUCUCUCUCUCUUGUACAUUACAGACAGUGUUUUAGGAGGAAAUAUAGAUGAUGAUGGCGAAGGCUUUGUUACCGGAGGUUUGGACGGAGAUUCUGGUGCCGGUGUGCGCGGUGGUGGGAAUAGCCUUCUCGCUGUUCCAGUGGUAUAUAGUCUCAUGCGUGAGACUAACCGCCGAUCGUGACGCGUCAGAAGAAGAGGAGAAGAAUGGAAAUGGGGAAUAUCUGAUAGAGGAAGAGGAAGGUGUUAAUGAUCAGAGCGUCGUCGCCAAGUGUGCUGAGAUCCAGACAGCUAUUUCCGAAGGUGCAACCUCAUUUCUCUUCACCGAGUACAAAUACGUUGGCGUCUUCAUGGUUCUCUUUGCCGCCAUUAUCUUUCUCUUCCUCGGCUCCGUCCAAGGUUUCAGCACCAAGACCCAGCCUUGCACUUACGACAAGACAAGGACAUGCAAGCCUGCUCUCGCUACUGCUCUCUUCAGCACUAUCUCCUUCGUGCUCGGUGCAGUGACUUCUGUCCUCUCUGGUUUUCUUGGCAUGAAGAUUGCUACUUAUGCCAAUGCUAGAACCACUCUGGAAGCAAGGAGGGGCGUUGGAAAAGCCUUCAUCGUUGCAUUUAGGUCUGGCGCUGUCAUGGGUUUCCUUCUCGCUGCAAACGGUCUCUUGGUGCUUUACAUUACUAUCAAUCUCUUCAAGAUUUACUACGGUGAUGACUGGGAAGGCCUUUUUGAGUCAAUCACCGGUUAUGGUCUUGGUGGAUCUUCCAUGGCGCUCUUUGGUAGAGUUGGUGGUGGAAUCUACACUAAGGCUGCUGAUGUUGGUGCUGACCUUGUCGGUAAAGUAGAAAGGAAUAUUCCCGAAGAUGAUCCAAGAAACCCUGCUGUUAUUGCUGAUAAUGUGGGUGACAAUGUUGGUGACAUUGCUGGGAUGGGCUCUGAUCUCUUUGGAUCAUACGCUGAAUCAUCUUGUGCUGCACUUGUUGUUGCUUCCAUCUCUUCCUUUGGAAUCAACCAUGACUUCACUGCCAUGUUGUUCCCGUUGCUCAUCAGUUCAGUGGGGAUUUUGGUUUGUUUGAUCACAACCCUCUAUGCGACCGACAUCUCUGAGAUUAAGGCAGUGAAGGAGAUCGAACCUGCACUGAAAAACCAGCUCAUUAUUUCAACCGUUAUCAUGACUGUUGGAAUAACUCUAGUGUCAUGGAUUGGGUUACCAUCUUCCUUCACCAUCUUCAACUUUGGGACACAGAAAGUUGUGAAAAACUGGGAGCUAUUCCUGUGUGUUGCUAUUGGUCUCUGGGCUGGACUCAUUAUCGGCUUUGUUACUGAAUACUACACAAGCAACGCAUACAGCCCUGUGCAAGACGUGGCAGAUUCAUGCAGGACUGGAGCAGCAACCAACGUUAUAUUCGGACUUGCUCUUGGAUACAAAUCGGUCAUAAUUCCAAUCUUUGCGAUUGCUGUCAGUAUAUUUGUUAGCUUCAGCUUUGCUGCGAUGUACGGUGUGGCUGUUGCUGCUCUUGGGAUGCUCAGUACCAUUGCAACUGGUUUGGCGAUUGAUGCUUAUGGUCCAAUCAGUGACAAUGCUGGAGGCAUUGCUGAGAUGGCUGGAAUGAGCCAUCGCAUCCGAGAAAGAACCGACGCUCUUGAUGCUGCUGGAAACACCACUGCUGCUAUUGGAAAGGGAUUUGCGAUUGGUUCUGCUGCUCUUGUGUCGUUGGCUCUGUUUGGUGCAUUUGUGAGCCGAGCAGGAAUACAGACGGUGGAUGUGUUGACCCCAAAGGUCGUGAUAGGGUUGCUUGUUGGAGCAAUGCUUCCUUAUUGGUUCUCUGCAAUGACGAUGAAGAGUGUGGGAAGUGCAGCUCUGAAGAUGGUGGAAGAAGUGAGGAGGCAGUUCAACACCAUCCCGGGACUCAUGGAAGGUACUGCGAAACCAGACUAUGCAACUUGCGUCAAGAUCUCAACGGAUGCUUCCAUCAAGGAAAUGAUUCCUCCUGGUUGCCUUGUCAUGCUGACUCCUCUCAUUGUCGGUUUCUUCUUCGGCGUUGAGACCCUCUCUGGUGUCCUCGCUGGCUCCCUUAUCUCCGGAGUUCAGAUUGCGAUAUCAGCAUCUAAUACUGGUGGAGCCUGGGACAAUGCCAAGAAGUACAUUGAGGUAAGCAAGCUUUUUAUGUGUGUGAGAGAGAGUUUAUAUGGUGAAAAAAUAUCAGAAGAGAGAGCAUUGAGGAUUGUUAAAUGAUGAGUGCAGGCCGGUGCAUCAGAGCACGCGAGGAGCUUAGGACCAAAAGGGUCAGAGCCACACAAGGCAGCAGUGAUAGGUGACACAAUAGGAGACCCGUUGAAGGAUACAUCAGGACCGUCGCUUAACAUAUUGAUAAAGCUAAUGGCUGUUGAGUCUCUCGUCUUUGCUCCCUUCUUUGCUACACAUGGAGGUUUCCUCUUCAAGAUCUUCUCGUGAAGUAGAAGGCUAACUUAUGUAUAAAAAAGCAUGCUUACUCUUUUACAUCUUUUUGUUUUCGGUGGCGGUGGUGGUUUACUUUUUGUUUAAUGGUUUCAUUAAGAAAACUGAAAAUGAUUUUAUAUAUUAAAACAGAAGUCACAACCUAGAUUCAUGUGUGAUUUUUUUAAAAAUGGACUAUUCCUUAAGAAAAUUAUGAAUUAUGAAGAUUAUCAAAUGUUUCAUAAUUUAAUGAUAAUAUCUUUAAAUAUCUUUAUUUUUUUAUUUGAAAUACAAAUGAA
Eruca vesicaria subsp. sativa (arugula) is the source of this 2757-nucleotide messenger RNA. Lineage: Eukaryota; Viridiplantae; Streptophyta; Magnoliopsida; Brassicales; Brassicaceae. The record is from the annotation of a GenBank genome assembly.